CUGUGGAACAAAAACCAGGACCAGGAUCUGUAGCUGGUCCUGGACCUGGAUCUUGACCUGGACCUGGUCGGUCCUGUAGCUGUGCUGGUGACCUCCAGAGUAGGGCGCAGAUCCCAGACACCACAAGAAGAAGAAGAAGAAGAAGACGACGACGACGACAGAAACCGUAGAAGAAGAGCGCAGCGCUGAACACUGAACAGUGGCAGUUAGCAGCAGGCUAAAAGGAGCUAACAGGAGCUAACAGGAGCUAGCGGCUAGCGGGAUGUCUGCAGCCUCUAAAGUGGUUCUGGGAGUUUCUGUGGUUCUGACUCUGAGCACCGUGGCUGCGGUCCACCUCAAACAGUCCUGGGACAGACAGCGUCUCCACGAGGGCGUGGUCAGAGAUCUGCAGCGUCUGCAGAGGAAGAAGGAGAACCUGAGGCUGCUGGAGGAGCAGAGAGCUCUGACCAAUCAGCUGCUGGAGGAGAGACAGCGCACACACGCACAGACAGGUGUCUCUGAGGGACAGUGAUGGACAGCAGCAGCGAGCCGCUGGGUGGCGGCGAGGACGAGGCGGCAUGCACGUCGGCCUCGGAGGGUCUAGAGGAGGGCGAGGUGGAGGGGGAGACGCUGCUGAUCGUGGAGUCGG
Centropristis striata (black sea bass) is the source of this 628-nucleotide messenger RNA. It is a transcript of the gene pet117, whose product is annotated as protein PET117 homolog, mitochondrial. Gene Ontology annotation, biological process: mitochondrial respiratory chain complex IV assembly. Bases 263 to 511 code for a protein of 82 amino acids. The transcript has 3 exons. Gene Ontology annotation, cellular component: mitochondrion. NCBI's taxonomy places the organism in Eukaryota, Metazoa, Chordata, Actinopteri, Perciformes, Serranidae. The record is from RefSeq and is a predicted model, not a curated record.